CUUUACGACACUGUUGAUGUCCGAGGCUUUUGUUUUCUCCAGCGGAUGUGUGCAAUUAGCAUCUGUUUUAAAGUUAUGAUUUAGUUUUCUACAGAAGUUGUUGUUAAAUGAGUGUUUUUGAUUUGUUUCGCGGGUUCUUCGGGGUACCUGGAGGUCAUUAUCGUGGCCGAAGGGACCCCUUCUUCGAUGCCAUGACACAUGAUGAUGACGAUGACGACGAUGAUGAUGAUGAUGAUGGUGAUGAAGAUGGAUUUUACUAUGAUGGGUGCCGGGGGGAUCAGCAGGACCCCUUUGACAGUGCUUUGAGGUUUGGCUUCAGCUUUGGCCCCGACGGGAUGAGGAUCCAGGAGCCUCCAGUGUUUGGCCAGGUGCUCAGGGAGAUGGAGGAGAUAUUCUCCCAGCUGGGCCGCUGGGAUGGACAGCCAGGCUCUGGACACCUGGAUGUUCCCAGUAUCAUGCCGCCACCACCCCAGGACAGAGCAGAGAGGGGUGGAACGGGAUCCAGUAGGAACCCCCUCAGAGACUUCAUGCUCAAAUCUCCUGACAACAACCCACAAGGACCCCAAGCGGGGCCGUCUAGAGAGCCUAGCCACCCGUCUCAUGAGUCACCAGAAUUUCCUAGCUCACCAUUCCACGGCUGGACACCUUUUUCAAAGUUUAAUGAUAUUUGGAGAAGAGAACCACAGAGAGCGCCAGAGGAGGAGCGCAAAGAAGACAGAGAUCUGGACUCUGCAGUGUCAUCUCGGGGCUUGGAUGAGAUUCUGACGCCACCUGCUGGUCAGGCACCAAACCAGCCCAGGACUCGCUCAUUCUUCCAGUCAGUCAUUGUCACCAAGGUGGUGAAGCCUGAUGGGACUGUAGAGGAGAGGCGAACAGUUCGAGACGGCCAAGGCAAUGAAGAGACCACAGUGACCCGCUCAGGAGGUCCUGGUAGCCUGGAAGGACCAGACCAUCAAACUGGACCUGUCAUACCAGGUCAUCAGAACCCAUUUUCAGACAUGCGGGAUGAUGACUCAUUGUUCUCCAAAUUCUUUGGAGGGUUUAAAUAACAUGUAAAGUGGAGCAUAUUCAUCGGACCGGGCGACCCCAGCUUUUGUUCCUUGAACAUAUUUCAGUCUAUGAGUGUUUCUGUAGAGCUGUGAGUUUGCAUAUGUAUAGGAUACAUCUGUAUAUGGACAGAACACCUGCAUGACCUUCGGUUGCCAAAAUGAAUAUGUUGGAUCAGGUUCUCCGGUCUGUUUAAGGUCACAUAGAGUUUCAACUCAUAUAGACUAGAAGCUGCCAAUCCCGUAGACUAGUGAACGAAUCAAAAGACUUCAGGAAGUAAUCACUUCACAAAUACAUAUUUUAUUUUUGAAUUGUUCUGUAAGAUAACCUUGUAUGGAUGUGAGUGUGUGAUAUGUCAAAUAAAGAGUCUUAAUAUAUUUACACAA
Messenger RNA from Epinephelus lanceolatus (giant grouper), 1433 nucleotides. RefSeq names its product HCLS1 associated protein X-1 (gene hax1). Gene Ontology annotation, biological process: regulation of actin filament polymerization; negative regulation of apoptotic process. NCBI's taxonomy places the organism in Eukaryota, Metazoa, Chordata, Actinopteri, Perciformes, Serranidae. The record is from RefSeq and is a predicted model, not a curated record. Gene Ontology annotation, cellular component: actin cytoskeleton; clathrin-coated vesicle; apical plasma membrane.